Messenger RNA from Eurytemora carolleeae, 972 nucleotides. RefSeq lists its product as uncharacterized. The record is from RefSeq and is a predicted model, not a curated record. Lineage: Eukaryota; Metazoa; Arthropoda; Copepoda; Calanoida; Temoridae. The annotation marks the transcript as partial. The transcript is spliced from 6 exons.
UAUUGAGAACUCGUUGGACCGACCCUUAUCUAACUCGAGGACAGAAUAUAAUCUCAGAAGGAAGGAUGGGGUAACCUCCAGGAAGAAAGAUGGGGUAACCUCCAGACUAGAGAAACGAGGGUCUAAGCUAAGUUUAUCCCGCCUAGGUAGUCGACUUGGACUACACGGUUCACCCAGCAAGGAUAGUCUUCCCAUCAACACCAAAGAUAGUCGUUGGGGACUGAGUAGUCGAACCAGUAGAACGGGACUAUCCAGCAGGGAUAGCAGGUCGGGACUCACUAGCAGAGAUAGCAGAUCCGGACUAGGCAGUAGAGAGAGUCAUUUAGCACUCAACGGACCUAAGCUCAGAAGAAAUUCAAUUUCAAGUCCAAAUCUAUCAUUUCCACAGCUAUUUCAAGGAGAUAUAUCUGAUUCAGUUAAUCCUCCAUCUUUCUUCCCAGUAUUAAAUGCUGUCUGUACCAGGUCUUGUACUGACAUGAUAUCCUGCGCAGAGCCGAAUAACGGGGAUGGUUUAAAUUUUAAAAUUGACAAGAAUUUGGAUAAAAAGAAAACCAAACUAUCGCAGAAACUAUUUUCUGGAUGGUUCUUCAGACGCCAACACCUAGAUGAGGAAGCUAAUGACAACGCCGGGCAGACGAGCCAAGUGACAAAAAACCUGAAAGCAAAGGACGGGCAGACGAGCCAAGUGACAAAAAACCUGAAAGCAAAGGACGGAGAAGAAGAGAAAGGAGGGUUGACAUCACUCAUCUCAAAACAAUUCUCCGCAGCAACAGAAUUUCGCAAUCUUAACUUUUCAGUGCCACAAUCUACUUAAAUCUGUAGAAAUCAGAGUGGAGGAGGUUGCAUUUGCAUAGAAAAUGCAUAUUAUAAUCCGGACCAGAGUAUCAUUAUUUUUUAAGACAAAUACAUCUUAUUCAAAUUUAGAACAAGUUAACAGAGAAGUGUAUUUUUUUCAAUAAAUAUUUAAUCUUC